Messenger RNA from Thlaspi arvense, 1812 nucleotides. The record is from the annotation of a GenBank genome assembly. Lineage: Eukaryota; Viridiplantae; Streptophyta; Magnoliopsida; Brassicales; Brassicaceae.
AUGCAACAGGGAGAUUACAAUUCGUACUAUCACCACCAGUACCCUCAAUUUCAAACCCCUACGCCGAAUCCUAAUCCCAACCCAUCCCCGCCGGCGCCCGCCGUUUCUGGUCCGACCGAUCUUUCCCGGAACACGUAUGCAUCCGCCCCACCGUUCACCGGCGGUUACGGUGCCGCUGAUUACUCCAACUAUUCCCAGAAUUACCCUUCUUACGGGCAAAACACUGAUCACGUCCCUCCUUCAGCUCCUUCCUUCACUCCCGCGGCACAGCCACCUCCUCCGUCUCCGCCGGCGACGUCCUUAAACCCUAAUUCUUAUUCAAGCUUCAAUCAACCGCCCACGAUUCAUCCACCUGCAUCAACCUACGGAUCAUUUGAUUCUACUGCCCCUUAUCAGCAAUCUACCACGCAGCCGAUGUAUUAUCCACCGUAUGAUCAGCAUCAGACCUCUGGCUAUUCUUCUGCACCUCAUCCUCCGCCUCCAUCUGCGGCUGCGCCGAUUCCUAAUCCCGUUCAUGCUCCGCCUUACUCAUCCUCCUUGUACUCGGCACCUCCGUACAGUGGCGGAGGAUCCUCCAUGCCUCCUCCUUCGUAUGAAAAACCAUACGACAAGCCGGUCAAAUUCGAUCAACCUGCUUACGGCGAUUACAGCCGGAGCAGAUCGGAUGUAGGCUCAGAUCCAUACGGGAAACGAACUGAGAGCGGAGGGUACCCUGCUUUCGAAGAUUCAUAUGGAGAUGGCGUCUAUGCCUAUGAAGGAGGCAAAGUAGAGCCCUACGGGUCUCGUGGAACUGCGCCGAAAUCAUCCAAUUCGACGUUGUUCGACGAUUAUGGACGAUCCAUCAGCUUUUCUUCAGGUAGAGAUUCCUCUGCUGGCUCGAAAUCUGCCAAGAUCGUCAGAGCUGUCCCCAAGGCUGAUGUGCAGGAAGAUUCCACUGGUGGUGUUCAGAAGUUCCGUGUCAAGCUCUUGGCUGAGACCUACGGACAGACCACGACAGAUGUUCUUUGCCAGAUUGGUUUGGAUGGUCUACGUAUGCUUGAUCCAAGUACUAGCCGAACUUUGAGAAUAUAUCCUCUUGAGAACAUCACUAGAUGCGAAAAACUAGAUUCUUCUAUUCUGGCUUUUUGGUCCAAGACUCCUGUAGACAUUGAAGCUAAACGUAUCAGACUGCAAUCAAAUAGUUACACCACCAACACUCUUCUGGACACAGUGACGGCUGCGAUGUUUCAGGCGAAGGAGAUUGGGGGAAGUAGCAGGCCUCCUUCCUCUGGCAAACUGAUUGAGCAAUCUGCUGAGAAGAAGAAAGGAUUGGGUGAUUGGAUGAACAUUAUAAAGCCUGUAAAUGAGGAGAAAGAUCAUUGGGUCCCUGAUGAAGCUGUUUCGAAGUGCACAUCGUGUGGGUCAGAUUUCGGUGCAUUUAUGCGAAGGCAUCACUGCAGGAACUGUGGUGACGUCUUCUGUGACAAGUGCACUCAAGGUAGGAUUGCUCUCACCGCUGAAGAGAAUGCUCCCCAAGUCCGUGUUUGCGACCGGUGCAUGGCAGAAGUGUCACAAAGGUUGAGUAAUGCCAAGGAAUCCGCUAGCAGGAACGUGAGUGUGCAGAGCCAUGAAGACCUCGCUAGGAAACUACAGGAGGAAAUGGAGAAAAACCGCAAGUCCUCAUCUGGUUCGAGGGAAGGAUCUGGGAGACGGAUGAAGGAAGUAGCUUGUCCAACAUGCACAGUGCACUUGCAGGUUCAGGUUCCAAUCUCAGGAUCAGAGACCAUUGAGUGCGGAGUUUGCCAAAACCCUUUUCUCGUUAGCGCGCAUUGA